Molecule: messenger RNA, 6120 nt
Organism: Lasiodiplodia theobromae
Lineage: Eukaryota; Fungi; Ascomycota; Dothideomycetes; Botryosphaeriales; Botryosphaeriaceae
Product: Sh3 domain-containing protein
Exons: 2
Coding region: 1-6120 (2039 amino acids)
Biological process (GO): small GTPase-mediated signal transduction
Cellular component (GO): plasma membrane; cytoplasm
Molecular function (GO): small GTPase binding; guanyl-nucleotide exchange factor activity
Source: RefSeq, a predicted model, not a curated record
AUGCCCUGGCGGCCCCUUCCGCGGAUUGCUUUUGCAAUCUGCACAUUUCCCUUUCAGCCCUCCUCGCCCGCCGACCUGCCUCUCGAAAUCGGCGACGAACUGUAUAUCAUAGAGCAAGGUGGCAAGGAUGGUUCCUGGUUCCGCGGCUAUCUCGUCGCCCCGCCCUCGCUGCUCGCCGGCCUGACCUCGUCCAAGGGCCAGACCCUCGAAGCCCGCGUUUUCUCUGGUAUCUUCCCGCGAUGCUGUGUCGAGGUCCGCGAAGUCCUGGGCGAGGGCAGGCCGAGCGGCGAAUCCGAUGACCGGCCCAAGGACUACUUCCAGGGACUGCUCAGCACCGAGAGUCAGGGGAGCGACUCCGACCAACCCGUGAACGGUGUUAUCACUCCCGAUGAGAGCACUUCGACGAGCCCGGCGACGGGCAGAAGCCAGCCUGCCGUCACCAACAAUCUCGGCCUGGCCCUGACCCCAUCCGACAAGAAGCGCGAAAGCGUUCUCCUGCGCCACGGUUCGUCCAAAGCAAACGGAGAAUACUCGCCUGGAUUCUUCCUUCCACUCUCGCCUGUCUCGGUGACGUCGAGAGAUCCUAACGCGCCCCGACCACCUGCCCCUGUGCCGAUGCUCAAGAUAGGAGACGAAACGCCGACGUCACUGUCGGAGCCGCUGGUCGACGAAAUCGCAUCAUGCUUACGCGAAUGGCAUUCGACAAAGCUCCACGAGCUUUUGUUGGGGAGGCGAUAUGGAAAAUUAGACAAGAUGACGACACUGGUUCAAAAGCUCGACUCGUCACGAAGACAGCUGCUACACAAAGUCCUGACGAAAAAGGAGUUGGAAGCGGUGCGGGAAGCCACCGUCUGGGAUCUCGUGAGUGGCAACAAGAUGCUGUCGGGGGAAGUCAUCGUACGGAGCCCGUCGCAGAAGGGCCGGAUUCUGACAUCAGAGGACUCCGCAAUCGAAAUUACCCGUCUGCAGUCCAUGAUGAGCUUGUUAGACGAGCGACCGGUGCAGGCCAUGGAUGAACACCUUCCACACCACCUUGCAGUGACGCUACGACACUUCUCCGGCGAUAUCAAGCAUCCAACGACGCUCUGCAUGUCUCUGUGCGCCAAACUCCCCGGCUCGGAUGCAGUCCCCUUGUCCGAGGUGUUUUCCGUGGACCUGAACACUCCAGAGGCUGUUGUUGCAGCUGUUGCUGAAGAGAGAAUGAAAUCCCUCUUUGUCGAUCUGAGCUCAUAUGAUCUCGGUGAGGGCGCAGGUGCAGGUACAAGCUUGUACCUGGUCAUCAAAGUCCUCACAAACGAAGCCGUUCGAACAUCGACCCCUACACACAGCGCCAGCGUCUCUCGCGACAUGUCACAAAGCCCCGCCCCAGGCGGGCUUCAACACUCUGCUAGCGUCAGAGGUGGCCGGCGCAGUUUGAUGUGGGGGGCAAAGAGGAAGGAGUCCGAUCCUGGCGAGAAGCCCCCUGGAUUGAAAGCCGCGACCACCAGUGUGUCUAGGCCAUCCAGCGAAGGUCAGGGAGCGAACGGUCGCGCGACAACACCUAAGGAGGGGAAGACAGUGAAGAGGGCCAUUGCCAUUGGCGUAUUGCAUCUGGAAAACCUCGCAAAAGAUCCGCAAGAGAUCGAACAGGAAGUCACAUUGUGGACACCAAGCCAGCCUUUGGAUGAGAUCGCGGAAGAAUCCGACCCCUGGCCUGAGCUUAUUACAGAACUCAGCCCGAGUGUGACUGGCAGGUACAAGCAAUAUCCUUUCAUGAACCGGCUGCAGAUUCACGUAAAGAGCUUCGCGCACGCAGACGCAGAGACGUUGAUCCAGAAAACACCGACGUUACUUCACAAUGUCACCCAGACCAAGAAGAUCGGAUUUUCUGGCGCUCCAACCAAGCCACGGAGCGAUAUUUAUCUCACGCUGAGCGAACCUUUUCUGCCGCGAAACUGCUUCCUCUCCCACCCGAAGAACGGAUCUGUUACGAUGAGCACAUCGAGCAACAUGGCAAAUCUCCAGCUCACCCUUGAAGUUCGAAAGUCCACAGGCGAAAGGAUCGAAAACUGCAUUUUCCCAUCAGGCAACAGUGCCGGACACACAGCCUGGAGGACCACUGCAAUCGAGAGGGGAGAGGCUUGGAGCACCACCAUCCGUUUUGCGAUCGCUCCCGAAGAUGUUCCUGGAUCCCAUGUGGUGAUGAGCGUGGCAGACGCGCCAGGCUUCCCCUUCGCCCUCUCCUGGAUGCCUUUAUGGACGGACGAUGCUUUCGUACGCGACGGUGACCAUUCCUUGGCCCUGUAUAAGUACGACGAGUAUACUUCUAGCAUGAUCUCUGGACGCGGCGCCUACUUGGCUCUACCUUGGAACGCUCAAAAGAAGGACGAAAGCGGAACUGGCACAAUGGCUACCCUGAAGGUUAAGACUUACCUGUGCAGCACCAAGUACUCCCAGGAUCCAUACCUUCUUGGGCUUCUUAAAUGGAGAGAGCAGGAGGCAGACGGCGUCACUGAUCUGCUGAAGAGGUUCAUGUUCGUUCCGGAGAUCGAAAUCGUCAAACUUUUGCCCGAGGUUUUGGAUGCUCUGUUCGAGGUCUUGGUAGAGUACGCCGGAUCGGACGAAAUUGAAGAUCUCGUAUUCAACACCUUGGUCAUUGUAUUGGGCAUUGUCUACGACCGCCGGUUCAACCUCUCUCCCCUCGUCGAUCAGUACGCUCAAAAUCGGUUCAACUAUCCUUUCGCCACCGCCUCCCUGAUCAGAAGCUUCAAUCGUCUGCUGUCGAAACCCACAAACCCGGACAGCUCUCGGAAGCUUCGUGCCACAUUCAAGGUUGGAGCACAUAUCUUCAAGUUCAUCAUGAGAGCUCGGCAGCAACAGAAAGACAAGGAGGAAGGUAUUGGCCUUGCCAACCGACAGACGAACUUCGUCAAUGACAUGCAGAAGAUCUUCAAGUCCUUGGAAGACCUGAUGUCCAACUCAGCCGCGGCGCUUGUGGGCACCAAGACCAUGCUCGUGCAACACAUCCACCAGUGGCUUCCGGAGCUGACGGUGUGCCUUGAGUCAAAAGAAGUUCUUGAGCUUGCGAGCAGUUUUAUCGACUCCUGCUUCGAAGCCACGGGCAAGCUCAUCCUUUACAAGCUGAUCCUCAUUCUCCAAUUCUCCAAGAUCGAGGCCUUUAAGGACCCAGAGACUCGGCCUACCCUUCUCCAAAACACCGUGCGCUGGUUGGCACCGCACUGGGGAAAGACGGUGGCUGUCACUGCCCAGUGGAAAGAUCAAGUCCGGCUUUGCUGCUCAGUGGUGGCUUCGCAGAUCAAUGAGUUGGGCCCAGAAGCCGCAGACUACAUACCGAAACUCGUGGACUCGUACAUGGCGAUUUCGUCGACCCCAAGAUCUCAGAAGAAUACUUUGUCGCUCCUCUUCCCAUCGUCCUAUCCGUUCCCGUCGAAGCCUACAACGACUGAGGCUGAGUUUGACGAGGCAUUGGUAGAGAUACUUGGAGUUCUUGCAGCUAUAACGAAUCUUCCCAUCAACAUCACUCCCGAUCUACCGAAACCGGAACUUGCCACAUUUUUGUUUGACACCUUACAGGUUUUCCUUUCGUUUUUGGAUGGCGAAGCGUUCCCUAGCUCUUGGCUAAGUGUGAACAUCUAUCAUCAUCGAGCUACGAUGAAGGCCUUGGAGAAAGUGUGCAGCAUUCUUAUCGAUUCAUUCCUUCCGGAUCCCGACGAGGCGGAUGAUUUCAACACCGAACUGUGGCGGUCGUUCUUCGAUGCCCUGCUGAAGCUUGUGGGUAGCGACUCGCUGGCUCUGGAGACUUUCCCCGAACAGAAGCGCCGUGCUGUCUGGAAGAUUGCCGGAGACGUCCGUGAACUGGGUGCGGAGCUUCUGCGAAGGAGCUGGGAGACCAUUGGUUGGGAGACAACACCUGAGGAUCGUAAAGCCUACGGCCUUGAGAAGAUGGGUGGCUACCAGGUCCAAUACGUGCCUGGGUUGGUUGCGCCUAUUGUUGAGCUCUGCCUGAGUGUCCAUCAAGGUCUGCGCAGCGUUGCAAUUCAGGUCUUGCAGACUAUGAUCAUCAGUGAAUGGACGCUCUCGUUCGAUUUGGCUCUGAUACAGGCAGAGAUGAUUGAUUGCCUCGACCAUCUCUUCAAGUCCAAGGAAAUCACUGAAAGCAUCCUUCAGAAGCUGUUCAUCAGCGAGCUCAUCGAUCUCUUCGAGCCUCUUGCCGAGGACCCCGAGGACCCUCUCUUCAAUGCUGUCAAGGAUCUGAUUGGCACCAUCGACGAGCUUCUGGACCUGCUGGUUGCUGUUCAUGGAAGAGAGAACUCUGGCGAGAUCUUCCAUAUCAUGGAUACGCUUCAUCUGAUGGAGUUCCUCAAAGACAUGCAGAAGGAGGAUAUCUACAUCAGAUACGUUCAUCAGCUCGCUGAAAUCCAGGAAGAAUCGGGCAGUCAUACAGAAGCCGGUCUGGCGCUUCGUCUUCAUGCUGAACUCUAUGACUGGGAUUCAAACACAACAGUCCCUGCUCUGGAAGACCCGCCGUUCCCUGCGCAGUCGGCAUUCGAGAGGAAGGAGCAACUGUACUUUGAGAUGAUUAAGCACUACGAAGAGGGGAUGUCAUGGCACAACGCUCUUCAUGCUUACCAGGAACUGGCUGCCCAAUACGAGAACAACAUCUUCGACUUCUCGAAGCUCGCACGAACGCAACGUGCUAUGGCCACUGUUUAUGAGAGCAUCAACAAGGGCGAUCGCCAGAUUCCACGCUACUUCCGGGUCGUCUACAAGGGAAUGGGUUUCCCGGUAUCUCUAAGGGACAAGCAGUUCAUCUUCGAGGGCUCACCAACGGACAGCCGUGCCACUUUCACAGACCGCCUGCAACAGCAGCAUCCUUCUGCGCAGAUUUCGAAUGGUUCCAACGAGGAGGACGUAGAAGGCCAAUAUCUCCAGAUCUACUCUGUCAGUGCGCAGAAGGAUUUGACGCAUCCGAUCUACCAGCGCCCGAAGGUUGGCCAGGCGAUCCGCGAGCAUUUGGUCCUCGCGCGGCCGAACAAGUUCUCGACAACUUCUAGACGCCACGUGAGCGACACGAGCCUCAAGGAGCAGACGAUCCGCAAGACGAUCUACACGACUGCCGAACCGUUCCCCACUAUUCUUCGGAGGAGUGAGAUCAUCUCUAUCGAGCAAGUCGACCUCAGCCCCGUUCAGAGUGCUCUUGAACGUACACUCAGGAAGACGGCCGAACUUGCUUCGCUGGAGAAACGUGUCACCAGCGGAGAGGAUUCUGCUCUGCAGCAACUUACCGAGGCUCUGAUGCUCUCGGUCGAUUCGAACUCACCGGCAACGGUGGCAAGAUAUCGCGAACUUAUCCCUCAACAGCCUGAGCAAGCCGAGUCCAUCGUUGAUGAGGAUGAAGAGCCCGCACCAAUUCAGCUGAGCCAAAUGGAAAAUGCUCUCAAGGUAGCCCUCAUGGAUCAUGCUUUGACAGUCAAGCGUUGCUUGGCCGCAUACACAAGGCCUGCCCAGCAAGCCACGGCAGCAGACCUCACAUCACGGUUCGAGACAACAUAUGCCCCCGAGCUGGAGGCAUUGUUCGCUUUUGGCCAUUCGCCGUUCCCGAACUCGCAGACUUCGUCUUGGAUCAACUCGCAGUCGCGUGCGGCAUCGACAACGCCUACGCCUCAACAACCACAGCUCCUAAAGCAGAACAUGACGAUGCCCCUUUCCGACGCUCGUGCCACGCGGCAGGAGAAGAACCGUCUCAGCCUCACAUUCCUUAAGCGCGGCUCUGUGUCGCAGCCAUUCAUGGAUGGCAAGAGGUUGAAUAGCAUAAGCGGGGAAGAUGUGGACGACGCGGACACGGCGACAACGCGCAGCCGAAGCAAGGACCACGGGCAGGGUGGGCUCAGCCACCGAUUGAGCUUCCUCCACGGAACAACAACCAACGAUUCGAGCACCGGGACCAGCCGGCGGAGCAUGAGCAUGGAGAGGCCCAAGACCAGCCGGAGCGAGUCGUCGCAGAGCCAGAGCAUCAGCGACCGCAUGACGGGUAACGUCAAGAAGCGAUUUUCGAUGCUGAACAUUGGCAAGAAGGCGAGCAAGAACUUUAGGCUCGGGGAGAGCGUGGCGGAGGAGUGA